Messenger RNA from Protomyces lactucae-debilis, 328 nucleotides. RefSeq lists its product as uncharacterized. Bases 1 to 231 code for a protein of 76 amino acids. The transcript has 2 exons. NCBI's taxonomy places the organism in Eukaryota, Fungi, Ascomycota, Taphrinomycetes, Taphrinales, Protomycetaceae. The record is from RefSeq and is a predicted model, not a curated record.
AUGUCACACCGGAUCCCGAUUGGCCUGGAUACCCUGGGUGGCCUCAAUCCUUCGUGUAGAGCUUGCAAUGCGCUGACAGCGGCAUGCUGGCGGCUACUGCAACACAGCCGAGAUCGAAUCCCGCUAGCUCGGCUCUCAAGCUUUUGCCUCUUCACUUCCUCAUUUCUGCUUUCUUUGGCAAGCGUCCGCCUGUUCCUCAAGAAGAUUUUGCUGGCCCUUUUGACUAGCUAGAGUAAAGUUAUUGCUGCCUUGCAAUAAGCUUUAAUGCUCUGUCUUUGAGUAUCGGGCACUACAGAUAGAGCCAAACGGCGCACGGUGCUAGCAUGGG